Molecule: messenger RNA, 750 nt
Organism: Acaulospora colombiana
Lineage: Eukaryota; Fungi; Glomeromycota; Glomeromycetes; Diversisporales; Acaulosporaceae
Source: the annotation of a GenBank genome assembly
AUGGAGGAAAGGUUUUGCUUUGCAAAGAUGCAUUCUAAAGUCCCACGGCUGUACAGCAAAGGUCUCUAUCAAUUUUAUUUUCGCGGCGAGUUAACACCACAAGAAGGCGAUAUAACCGUCACCACAUUCGUUACCAAGAAUGAUUACGAAGAUUUAAUCAGAUUAGCCGAGACAUGGCAAGGUCCCAUAUCAGCUGUCUUACACGUGCCCACAAAAACCCUAAGUGAUCAAGAUCCCGAAAUACUCGAUGUACUUUCGACCUUUAGUGAACUUUCUCAACAAAAUCCAUCCCUUAGACGUCACGUUGACAUUCAUCUUGUUACAGGACCAGUCUCACCGGCCAAUAUGACCGCAAUCCCCGAGCCCACCAACUUCCACCUGAAUGUUGCGCGUCUCUUUGCCCGAACGGAAUAUGUGCUUUUCCUCGAUCGAGACACGUGGCCAUCACUACAGACUCGCUCUCACAUUGAAAAGCACACGAAGCUGCUUUUAAAAGACGACGUAUUAAUUUUGCCAACCCUUGCCUACACCGAAAAUGCAACCAAUCAUGAUUUUCCGAGAAGCACCAAAGAAUUGAUGGAAUUGGUUCGGGAUAAUGUGAUCGGAAUAAAAGAUCAUGGAUGGUCACUGAAUGAAGGCCCCACUGAUUACAAAAAUUGGCUCAAAAUGGAGAAAUAUGCCAUAUCAAGAUAUAACUUGCAUUAUCAACCAAAUUUCGUGAUAAGGAAGGCAGGCAACAUCCCUUGGUAA